Molecule: messenger RNA, 1862 nt
Organism: Hippoglossus stenolepis (Pacific halibut)
Lineage: Eukaryota; Metazoa; Chordata; Actinopteri; Pleuronectiformes; Pleuronectidae
Gene: cdca5
Product: cell division cycle associated 5
Exons: 1
Coding region: 181-963 (260 amino acids)
Source: RefSeq, a predicted model, not a curated record
CACAGCAAAAGUUUGAGACAGCUGUCGCGCGUUGCUUACGUCACCGGAAAGCACGUCACUUCUUCGCGACCGAGGCGGGCGAUUUGAGCGGAUCCGCCACGAUCCCACCCGGACACCGACGGUUUCUGCUGCGGUAUAAACACGCUCGAACCCCGGCUGUGCUCCCCGGUGAAGGUCGGUAUGAAGGGCGGGACACCUCGCAGCGUCAUGUCGGAGUCCAACAAGCCGAGCGACCCGCUGAGGAGACGCUCGCCGCGGUUGAGUUCUCCUCUUCCUCCUCUUCAGGCUAACUUGAAAACAGACAAUAAAAUGGCGGCCGCGUCUUUCGCCGUCAAACGCUCCAUCACAGUGAGGAAGAUCGCUCCCAGGAAAACCACCGCGCCGUCGGAGCACAACAAGGAGAACACGCCGAGGCCGUCUGCGGACAACCAGCAGAAGGUGUCCACCCCGGGUCCCGCCCCGGACCACGGCAGCUCCUCCUCGGCUAAGAAGAAGACGAAGAAGGCCACUCUGCCCUCGCCGAUCCUCCCUCCAUCCCCGCCGCCCUCCCGGCCCCAGGAGUCGGACCCAGACGCCGCGGUGUGGUCCCAGAAAGUGCGCCGGUCCUACAGCCGCCUCGGCGACCGGUCCCUCAACAGCCCGGACCCCCGCGAGACUCUCUUCGGCUUCGAGAAGCUGACGACCCCCGAGGUGGGCCCGAGAGUGCGGAGCUGUAAACCGGGUCUGGAGGCCUCCGGGUCCGUCACCGGGCUGAGCUCCUUCACGUCCCUGCUGCUGCUGGAGGCGGACGACGCGGGUCAGCCCGAGCCGGACCCGAACAUCCCCGGGGUGACCUUGGUGAAGGAGAAGAGGAGGAGGAGGAAGGCGCCGCCGCACAUCGCCCCCGUGGAGCUGGAGGCUCUGGCUGCGGAGAUGAACGCGGUGUUCGAGGAGGCAGAGGAGUUCGAGCUGGUGGUGGAGUGAAGGAUUCAAACUGAGAGACUGAAGGGGAUCCCAUGUUGACUGUGUGUGUGUGUCACUCACAUGCUGGAAAAAAAGACAGACUCUGGGACUGUUUUUGUAUAUUUCUAGUUCUUUUAUAUUGUACAUUUUUGAUUCUUUGGAGUUUAUCUGUUUGGUAUUUUCAUUUACAUGAUCUUGAGGUGGUUGUUUAGGUCGUUAUGUGCAUAUUACAUGUGUAGGUAGACCAGUAAGGUAUGCUCUCCCCCAGUAUAAUUAAAGCCUUUAAACUGAUUAUCUUUUGAAGAUGCAAUAAUUAAUUGGUUAAUUGAUUUGACAGACAUCUUUUCUAUAACUGAUUGUUGUUCUCAUCAUUUUUCAUGCUAAAAAAAGUGUGAUAAGUGUUAAAUAUUCUCUGAUUCCAUUCUCACAUCAGAUCAUUGUAAACUGAAUAUUUUGGGGGGUUUUAUUUGGACAUUUGUUCGAAACCCAUCAACUCAUUUAGAGAUGCCAGGAAACAUAUCGGUGUUACACAGAUUAUAAAUGUAUGUGGAGGCUGUAGGAGGUAUGAAGGUCGUAAAAACAGUUUCUUUUCAGGACUGGUAUGAUCUGAACAUCAUGAAUGAACAGAUAGUUUCAGGUGUUUCUACCCUUGUUGACCGAAGCAGAAUUUUGUAUCUACUUGUAUUUCCACUGCUGAAGAACAACAGAAAUGUGAGCAGCAAUUCAGAGUCUUUAAACCAGAUUGCUCAACUUAAAUAAUGUGUUUACGUUCACAUUGAUCUGACCAAAACAAUCACAAUAGGACCAUAAGACAGCACCUGUCAAUGUUGUUUUUGGAAAGUUUUCUCACAUCUGUCUUAUCUUGAAGAUAAUCUGUUUUUAUCCUUGAUUGACUGCGUGUAAAUAAAUAAUCAAAUUCA